AUGUUCCACCUCGUCGACGCCUACGCGAUCUUCGCCAUCACCUGGGUCGCCGGCACGCACGUCACGGUGCCGGCGUUCGCCGCCGCGCCUGUCUUCGACGCGCUCCGCGACCGCCGCGUCACCGUGAGCAACGUGGCCUCGACCAUGGUCACGCUGCUCCUCGCGGACCCGGCCGUCGGAAAGGCGGACGCGUCGUCGCUCGAGAUGCUCUCCUGCGGCGGCGCGCCGCUCUCGGCCGCGACGGUCCUGAGCGCGCUCGCGACCUUCGACUGCGAGUUCUUCCUGUCCUACGGCAUGACGGAGUGCUGCGGGAAGAUCUCCAUGUCCCUCGUCGACGAGGCGACGCGCGACCGCGUCCGCGUCGUCGGCGCGCGCGACGGGUCCAACGUGCCGACCGUGGAGAAGCCCCUCGAGGCCGACGCGGACGCCGUCGACGUCGCGCCGGGCUCCGACGGCGUCGGCGAGGUCUGGAUCCGCGGGCCGACGCUCUUCUCCGGCUACAACAACAACGCCAAGGCGACGGCCGAGGCCAUCACGCCGGACGGCUGGUUCCGCACGGGCGACCUCGCCAAGGUCAACGAGAUGAGCUACCUCACGAUCACGGACCGCGCCAAGGACAUGAUUCUCGUCGGCUCGGAGAACGUCUACUGCGUCGAGGUCGAGCGCGUGCUUAACGACCACCCGGCGGUCAAGCUCGCGACGGUCUACGGCAUGCCCGACGACGCCAUGGGCGAGCGCGUCAAGGCCGUCGUCGUC
Molecule: messenger RNA, 756 nt
Organism: Aureococcus anophagefferens
Lineage: Eukaryota; Pelagophyceae; Pelagomonadales; Pelagomonadaceae
Exons: 2
Molecular function (GO): CoA-ligase activity
Source: RefSeq, a predicted model, not a curated record